AUGGGCCUCCUGCUCUUGAUUGUUGGGGUGUUGGGCUUUCUGGCCCUUUGCACCUAUGCGGUGGUCCUUUCGCCAAGGUGGAGCGCCCAGGGGCAGCACGCCAAGGUCAGGGCCUUCCGAUUCCUGCUCUUCCGCUUCCGACUGGACAGUUGGUGGUUUGGCGUGCCGUUGCUGAUCCGCGGUCCGCUGCUGUCACUUCCGAUCGCGCUGGCCACUGACUACCCGCCCAUUCAAGUUAUGGCUAUGUCGAGCGUCUUCAUAGUCUUCCUGGCACUGGAGUGCCGUGCCUGGCCCUGGAAGGUUCCCCUCCUAAACGUCAUGGACGCAUUGCUCUGCCUGAUCAUGACGCUGCUUGUGGGCUCCACCUCGCUUCAUCUGGGAGCCAUUGAGGGCGAAAUGAAGGACUUUGCCAGCAUCCUGGCCUCAGUUCUCAUGGGUUGCCUUGGCGUUGCUAUGGCUUCGCUCCUCUUCAUGACCGUGUCUGCUCUCGUCUACCGAGCAGCACUGGGUGGGCAGCAAGAGCUCUUUUUCUUCAACUUGCAGAAGCAGCCCUCUUCGGCAGAGGUGUCAGAGCGGCUGAAAGCCUCGGCGGCCCGGAUACGGAGCAUGGAGGAGUCCGAUCUUUUGCUGGCGGUAGGGCUGCUGUCGGUCUACGACCUGGGACUCGUGGUGUCCUACAUGUCGAUGGCGCAUUCUGAGAUCGCAGCAACAGAAGCUGGCGACGAGUUGCAGAUGCACCGUAUCUGCUCGCAUUCCUUCGCGCCUCCGAAACCCAAGCUCAGAAAGAUGAAGAAGCCCUCUGACCUGGGACGACGGCUGCGCUUAACGGUGCAGAGAUUGACGGCGGAGAUGGACACCGGAAGGCCAAGCCUUCUCCAGGAAGAGCUUCACUCGGAGGAUGGCAUGGGUGCUUCUUUCAGCGGCCCAGUAGAGGCCGUAGCGGACAACGCGGCCCCGAAGGACGUGGACCCGAAGCCAAAGGAGCCAGAGUCCAUCUGGGAUUCGGAAUCGUCGGGUGUGCCCGAAGACCUGCCGGCACGUCUCCCU
Messenger RNA from Symbiodinium sp. CCMP2456, 1047 nucleotides. The record is from the annotation of a GenBank genome assembly. Lineage: Eukaryota; Dinophyceae; Suessiales; Symbiodiniaceae.